AUGGCAUUGUUAUCUGCCAUCCUGGAGACCUCUCCUACCAGACUGGUACUCAUUGUCACUGUUGGAAUUCUCUUGAGCGUGAUCGUCCGAAGCUUUCUCAGGGAAAAGAAAACCAUUCCCAAAGGUGCAAAGCCGCUACCAGGUCCCAAAGGCUGGCCAAUUGUGGGCAAUGCAUUCUCGAUCCCAAACUCACACGCAUGGUUGAAGUUCAAAGAAUGGGGUGACGAAUACGGGCCGAUAUACCAGCUCCAAGCCUUUGGCACGACGUUGGUGGUUAUCUCGAAGGAAUCCAUCGCCAAUGAUCUUCUCAGUCUCCGUGGAGCAAUCUACUCGGAUCGACCGCCGCUGAUCAUGCCCGGCCUGAUUUCCGACAAUGGAUUUCUCGGUGCCGCGCGUUGGGAUUCUUACUGGCGACGGGCUCGAAAGUUUACGCAGUCGAUGCUGAGCACGAGUAACAUCCAGCAAUCGAUACCAAAGCAGACGACGGAGGCGAGACAGAUGGUGGUCGAUCUGAUGAAAGACCCUGACGAAUAUACGUAUUGGCUUGAACGCGCCGGUGUCAUGGUUUCCAUCAAGCAGAUAUAUGGGCUUGAUGAGGAACGUGGACCGGUGGAGAAGAAGCAUGUCCACGGAAUAUGCGGCUUCAUGGAGAAUAUCGAACGAGUUGCUAUUCCUGGUGCCUAUCUGGUGGAGUUCAUUCCUGGGCUCCUUCAUCUGCCUACCUGGCUCGCUCCAUUCAAGAAGGAAGCAAAGCAGCUGGUGAAACAGCACUGGGAUUACCUCGCGCCCUUGGUGCAGACACAAUCCACCAAAUCUAAGACCAACCAUCCAGAACAGCCUGAGAGUUUCUCUCAAAGAUUCUUGAACAACAAGAAAGAUUGGAAUCUCGACGACCGUGAGAUCGUUUGGGCUCUCGCAAGCAUCUAUGGUGGUGCGGCGGGUACUUCUUCAACUGCAAUGCAGUCACUCAUCUUGAACAUGUGCCUAUUCCCAGACUGGCAGAAGCGAGUACAGGAUGAGAUAGAACGAGUCGUGGGCAAUGAGCGACUGCCUGAGUUCAACGACUCCAGCAGUUUGCCCACGGUCAGGGCAGUGAUCAAGGAAACCAUGAGGUGGAGGCCUGUUCUUUCUGGAGGAUUUCCACAUUCCGUAACCAAAGACGACGUGUACGAAGGAUACCAUAUCCCCAAAGGGGCAGUAAUCAUGCCGAACCAAUGGUCGAUUCUGCGCGACGAGGAACAAUAUCAGGACGCCGACUCCUUCAAGCCCGAGCGAUGGCUUGAACCAUCAUACUUGACCUACCAAGAACCAUUAACAGAGUAUCCGAACUUGAAGCGAUUUGUCGCCUUCGGCCACGGCCGUCGGAUCUGUCCCGGUCUGGAAGUCACGGAGAAGGCACUGUUCCUCCAGUUCUCAAGCCUGCUCUGGGCGUGUAACAUCAACCGAGCGAGGGAUUCAGCUGGCAAGGAGGUUGACAUUCCGUUCUAUGAUUACACGGGCGUGUCAAUCUCCACGCCGCGGAAAUUUCGAUUCGCUGUGGAAGAGCGGGAGGCGGGACGCUUGAAGCUCAUGGAGGAAGCGGCUUUGAAGGACCAUAGAGCUGAGCUUGCCGCCUCUAAAAGUUCCUGA
Molecule: messenger RNA, 1629 nt
Organism: Exophiala bonariae
Lineage: Eukaryota; Fungi; Ascomycota; Eurotiomycetes; Chaetothyriales; Herpotrichiellaceae
Exons: 3
Coding region: 1-1629 (542 amino acids)
Molecular function (GO): monooxygenase activity; iron ion binding; oxidoreductase activity, acting on paired donors, with incorporation or reduction of molecular oxygen
Source: RefSeq, a predicted model, not a curated record